Messenger RNA from Rhagoletis zephyria (snowberry fruit fly), 1331 nucleotides. RefSeq lists its product as uncharacterized. Lineage: Eukaryota; Metazoa; Arthropoda; Insecta; Diptera; Tephritidae. The record is from RefSeq and is a predicted model, not a curated record.
AUAUAACCAAUAAUCGAUUGAAAACGCGAAUAGGCCAUUUAUUCGUUCAAAAUGUUUUCGAUAAAACUAUAAGCGAUUCGAUUGUAUUGCACUGGACGAACAUAAUCACAUAACUAAAUUUUAUCUAUUACAAAGAAUACUGACGCGUAAUACGGUGUGGUCAAAGUUUGCUUCAAAGUUUUAAAAAAUUCAAAUAUUAACGUCCGAGAUGCCGAAAGAUAUCAAGCGAGUACGCUUUCAAAAUAACGAAAAUAUGCCUCCUCGUAAUAAGGAAGCAAUUAAAGAAUGUGCGGGAUGUUGUGCUUUGGAGGUGAAGUUGACGAGUUUGCAAGAAACGGUGGAAAACUUGAAGAACGAGAUCAUAUCAACCAUGACUGCCCAAAAUUCUUCGGUAAUGUCGGCGCUGGCAGAGCAAAAAGUAGUUACAGAAAAAUUGGUUCGGCAAGAUUCUACGGCAGGGUCGAUUAAAUCUUGUUUUCCUCUGACCUCUACAGAAGACUUAAUUAAGAUUAAUGAAAAAGUGGUACCGGAAACCCGUUCCAUGUUGAUUUCUGUAAUAAGAACUCUGCUUCAACACUCACUAAGCAAAAACCUGAAAUAUGUGUUCAGUACUGACGUAAUAAUGGAGUACAACGUAGACGGAACCCACGGAAAAAAGAGCCUCAAAGAACAUAAAAAUUUCUAUGCGGUUUUUUUGGAAUCUAUAAUAAGCUUUACCAGCGCCGAUGAACCAGAAACGCAACUACGAAAAGCACUCCAGUUGAACAAGAAGAGGUUUUUUCAAAAAAGGGCUCUCGCGGAAAAAUCUUCGCAGCAACCGGGUUCAUCAAAUAAAAAUCACGAUGUUUAACUGGCUUUAUUUUUUUUUAAUGAAUACCCAAAAUUUUAUUUUUUAUUCAUUUUUUUUUUGAGAAUUUGUGUUAGUUUUAAUUAGAAUAUAUUUACCAAUAGUGCAAAUUUAAAUUCAUUUUUGAAUACCUACCACUUAGAGCCUAAGAAACUUACAAAUAUGACUGAAAUGUGCUUCAUUUUAAAUGAAUUUAUAUUAAUUUAACUAACCAAAUCGUUAUAUAAGAAUUUUAUUUACUCUUUUACUCUUAGUAUAUAUUACCACUUGUUUAAGAUACCAUGUAUGUAUCUAAUGAAUUUUAUUUUUUAUUUUUAUAGCAAUAUCUAUUUAUUUUAUUCGUUUUGUUGGUUUCCGAAGGAAUAGAGCUGCCAAAUAAAACUGCAUUUCUUUGAUUAAGCAUUUUAAUUCAAACGCUAAAUUUUAAUAAAAAGCUAGUUUUGUAUACAAUUUUUAUAUGAAAUAAAAUAUUUUAAAACGUUAA